Pteropus alecto (black flying fox) is the source of this 1905-nucleotide messenger RNA. It is a transcript of the gene HERPUD1, whose product is annotated as homocysteine inducible ER protein with ubiquitin like domain 1. The record is from RefSeq and is a predicted model, not a curated record. The transcript is spliced from 8 exons. Gene Ontology annotation, biological process: negative regulation of endoplasmic reticulum stress-induced intrinsic apoptotic signaling pathway; endoplasmic reticulum calcium ion homeostasis; endoplasmic reticulum unfolded protein response. Gene Ontology annotation, cellular component: endoplasmic reticulum membrane. Gene Ontology annotation, molecular function: transmembrane transporter binding. Lineage: Eukaryota; Metazoa; Chordata; Mammalia; Chiroptera; Pteropodidae. The coding region runs from base 144 to 1307 and encodes 387 amino acids.
UCGGGACGCGGGUGCCUAUAAAAGGCGCCCGAGGCGGGGGCGCGCGCCCCAGAGACGUGAACUAUCGUUGCGGAGACUACCGGCGGCAGGGAGGCCGCUUGGCAGGCAUCUCGGAGCUCAGCCGAGCGCGCAGCGCAACCGACAUGGAGGCCGAGCCCGUCACACUGCUGGUGAAGAGCCCCAACCAGCGCCACCGCGACCUGGAGCUGAGCGGCGAUCGCAGCUGGAGCGUGGGCCACCUCAAGGCCCACCUGAGCCGCGUCUACCCGGAGCGCCCGCGCCCGGAGGACCAGAGGCUAAUUUAUUCUGGGAAGCUGCUGUUGGAUGACCAGUAUCUCAGGGACUUGCUUCCAAAGCAGGAGAAACGGCACGUUCUACAUCUGGUGUGCAAUGUGAAGACUCCUUCAAAAAUGUCAGAAGCCAGCACAAAGGUUGCUGAAUCCACAGAGCAGCCCGCUGGUCUUCGUCAGGGACAGUAUCCUGGGGAUUCCUCAGGUGAUGGUGUCAGGCCCAGAGAGGUCCUGCGGAACCUUUCUCCCUCUGGAUGGGAGAACAUCUCCAGGCCCGAAGCCGCCCAGCCGGAGUUCCAAGGCCUGGGGCCUGGCUUCUCAGGCUACACAACCUAUGGGUGGCUGCAGCUCUCCUGGUUCCAGCAGAUCUAUGCACGGCAGUACUACAUGCAAUAUUUAGCGGCCACUGCUGCGUCGGGGACUUUUGUUCCCUCUCCAAGUGCACAAGAGAUACCUGUGGUCUCAGCACCUGCUCCAGCCCCUAUUCACAACCAGUUUCCAGCUGAAAACCAGCCAGCCAAUCAGAACGCUGCUCCUCAAGUGGUGGUUAAUCCCGGGGCCAAUCAGAAUUUGCGGAUGAAUGCACAAGGCGGCCCCAUCGUGGAAGAAGAUGAUGAGAUAAAUCGAGAUUGGUUGGAUUGGACCUAUUCAGCAGCCACGUUUUCCGUUUUCCUCAGCAUCCUCUACUUCUACUCCUCCCUGAGCAGAUUCCUCAUGGUCAUGGGGGCCACCGUGGUUAUGUACCUGCAUCACGUUGGGUGGUUUCCAUUUAGACAGAGGCCAGUCCAGAACUUCCCAAAUGACGGUCGUCUUCACGAAGCCGUAAAUCAGGACCCCAACAACAACUUACAGGAAGGUCCUGAUCCUGAAGUCGAAGACCCCAACUAUCUGCCUCCGGACAGGGACAUACUGAAUGGCGAGCAGACCAGCCCUUCUUUCAUGAGCACAGCCUGGCUCGUCUUCAAGACUUUCUUCGCCUCUCUCCUUCCAGAAGGCCCCCCGGCCAUAGCAAACUGAUGCUGUUUGCUCUCUGGCUGCCGGAGGCUGUGACAGGCAUGGACUACGUCAUUUGACUCCAGCUGGAUUUCUUCACCUGGACAUGGCAAUGGCACAGAAUUAGUAAAAGAACCAGCAAGGAGGAUGAUCUAUGCUUUUGUGAUCAAACAAAAGCAGAAAAUAAGACACGAAGCCAUGAUACAAAUUGAUGAACAAAAAUGCCUAAGGCUUCUCAUGUCUUUAUUCUGAAGAGCUUUAAUAUAUACUGUAUGUAGUUUAAUAGGCAUUGUAAGUAGAAGGCGUUAGUGUCGCAUGUUUAUGCCUGAGGAAUUUUUUCAGAUGUGUGUGUUUGCAUGUGUUUGUACAUAGAUGUCAGAUGCAGAAAUGGUUCAACUGGUACGAUUUGAUUCCUGUUGGAAUGUUUAAAUUACACUAAGUGUACUACUUUAUAUAAUCAAUGAAAUUGCUAGACAUGUUUUAGCAGGACUUUUCUAGGAAAGACUUCUGUAUAAUUGCUUUUUAAAAUGCAGUGCUUUACUUUAAACCAAGGGGAACUUUGCGGAGGUGGAAACCUUUGCUGGGUUUUCUGUUCAAUAAAGUUUUACUAUGAAUGAUCCUG